Molecule: messenger RNA, 5974 nt
Organism: Ochotona curzoniae (black-lipped pika)
Lineage: Eukaryota; Metazoa; Chordata; Mammalia; Lagomorpha; Ochotonidae
Gene: ATXN7L1
Product: ataxin 7 like 1
Exons: 13
Coding region: 10-2958 (982 amino acids)
Source: RefSeq, a predicted model, not a curated record
GUUCCGAAGAUGACGUCGGAGCGUUCUCGAAUCCCGUGUCUCUCGGCUGGGGCUGCCGAAGGAACAGGGAAAAAGCAACAAGAAGGAAGAGCAAUGGCGACACUGGAUCGCAAAGUGCCCAGUCCGGAGGCGUUUCUGGGCAAACCCUGGUCCUCCUGGAUCGACGCUGCCAAAUUACACUGCUCCGACAAUGUAGAUUUAGAAGAGGCUGGAAAAGAGGGUGGAAAAAACAGGGAGGUUAUGAGGCUUAAUAAAGAAGAUAUGCACUUAUUUGGCCAUUAUCCCGCACAUGACGACUUCUACCUCGUGGUGUGCAGCGCCUGCAACCAGGUGGUCAAGCCUCAGGUUUUCCAGUCGCACUGCGAGAGAAGACACAGUUCGAUGUGUAGACCUUUUCCCUCGCCAGCGUCUCCAGCCUGCACUGCCAAGACAUCCCUAGCACAGGUGAAAACAAAAGUCUGUCUCGGCGGCCAUAACUCUGCCAGCAGCACCUCAAAGCCAUUCAAAACGCCCAAAGACAAUCCACUUACCUCCAGCAGCAAACAGCACACGGUCUUUCCUGCAAAGGGAUCGCGAGAUAAACCAUGUGUUCCGGUUCCUGUAGUCAGUUUAGAGAAAAUUCCUAACCUAGUGAAGGCAGAUGGUGCCAAUGUCAAAAUGAACUCUACAACCACUACUGCGGUCACCUCCGCCUCCACCACCUCCUCCUCCGCUGCUGUCAUCUCCACCCUACCUUUAAUUAAGCCCAUCUUGAUGUCCAAAUCCGUGCCACCUUCACCAGAGAAGAUAUUAAAUGGCAAAGGAAUUCUAUCAGCCACUGUAGACAAGAAACACCAAAAUGGCACCAAAAACAGCAACAAGCCUUACAGAAGACUUUCAGAGAGAGAAUUUGACCCAAAUAAACACUGUGGAGUAUUGGAUCCCGAGACAAAGAAACCUUGCACAAGAUCCCUCACCUGCAAGACACACUCGCUAAGCCAUCGGAGGGCAGUCCCGGGCCGGAGAAAGCAAUUUGACCUCCUCCUGGCGGAACACAAAGCCAAGUCCCGGGAAAAAGAAGUUAAAGAUAAAGAGCAUCUCCUGACUUCCACACGGGAAAUACUUCCAAACCAGUCUGGUCCGACUCAGGAUUCUCUACCAGGAUCUUCCGGGAGCUCGGGGCCAGAAGCUAAAGUCGCAUCGCCUUUAAAAUCCAAACAACCCAACUCUGUCCUGCCCAGGCCAUCCUCUGCAAACAGCAUAAGCAGCAGCGCAUCCUCAAAUCACAGCAGCCACACGCCAGAGCCCCUUGUGCCCCCAGUGGGAGGAGACCUUGCCAGCCGACUGUCCAGUGAUGAAGGGGAGAUGGACGGAGCCGAGGAAUCCGAGAAGUUUGAUUGUCAGUUCUCAACGCACCACCCCAGACCUCUUGCGUUUUGCUCAUUUGGGAGUCGCCUUAUGGGACGAGGAUACUAUGUGUUCGAUAGAAGAUGGGAUCAUUUUCGACUCGCACUCAACUCCAUGGUAGAAAAACACUUGAACUCCCAGAUGUGGAAGCACAGAAGCCCGAGCCACAGGGCGUCAGGUCCCUCCCCCCUGUUCAGGACUUGCCUAACCAAUCUGCUGUCACUGAGCAACAUUGGGGCUGCCUGGGUGUCAACUCUGGAGAGCGUAGCGCCCCGCUGCCCUCUCAACCUCGCUGCCCAAACCCCAGGCCCCGAUGGGCCCGAACCUGGAGGGAUGGCAGCCGAUGGGGGCAUGGAAGACCUUAGGAAGAAAAGGAACGGCCAAGACUCUUUUUUCUUUAACAAGCAUUUAACUCUGCAUCAGGAGACGCCAACACAGUAUUCUCUUUCAGCCAGGAAGAUCCCUCCUGCGGCCGAUAGCCCCAUGCCCUCGCCGGCAGCCCACAUCACCACCCCCGUGCCAGCAUCCGUUUUGCAGCCUUUCAGCAACCCCAGUGCUGUGUAUCUUCCUUCAGCUCCCAUCAGCUCGAGACUCACCUCUUCUUACAUAAUGACAUCAGCCAUGCUCUCAGACGCAGCUUUUGUGGCAGCCUCGCCGGACCCACGCGUCCUCAUGUCCCACACCCCAGCUUUCCCCCAUGUGGCUGCAACCCUCAGCAUCAUGGACUCAACCUUCAAGGCCCCAUCUGCCGUGUCCUCGGUGCCAGCCGUCAUCCCUUCCCCAUCCCACAAGCCAUCCAAAAUCAAAACCAGCAAAUCCUCCAAAGUCAAGGACCUGUCCACCCGUAGCGACGAGUCUCCAAGUAACAAAAAGAGGAAGCCGCAGCCUUCAACCUCCUCCUCCUCCUCCUCCUACUCCUCCUCCACCACCACCUCUGCCUCCUCCUCCUCCUCCUUGCAGGCCUCUCUCUCGUCUCCAUUGUCAGGGCCCCACAGGAAGAACUGUGUUCUGAAUGCCAGUUCGGCUUUGAACUCCUACCAGGCGACCCCUCCCUAUAACAGCCUGUCCAUGCACAGCACAAACAAUGGCGUGAGCCCACUCGGUGCCAAACUGGAGCCCUCAGGACGGACUUCGCUGCCCAGUGGCGGCCUCCCCGGCCCCGUGGACCUAGUGAGACAGGUGGGCGCCGUGGGCGGCAGCAGUGACUCCUGUCCCCUCUCUAUACCCUCCCUUGCACUCCACGCGGGGGACCUCUCUCUGGCCUCACACCAUGCCGUGUCUUCUCUGCCCCUCUCUUUUGACAAAUCAGAAGGAAAAAAGCGUAAGAACUCGAGUUCUAGUAGCAAAGGCUGUAAGAUCACUAAAAUGCCUGGUAUGAAUAGCGUUCACAAAAAGAACCCACCCGGCCUGCUGGCACCGGGACCGGAGCCCGGUAAUGGCACCUCCUCUCGGCAGGUUGGGAAAAAUAACAGCCUAGCUUUGUCACAGUCCAGUCCUUCAAGCAUAUCCAGCCCAGGACACAGCCGACCGAAGAACACAAACAGAACUGGGAGGAUAAGGACUCUUCCGUAACAAGACUUCGAAGCCACUUCCAAAUCACUCCCUGGCUUCCCUGUCGGGAGUCUCAGUAGCCCUGGCGGGAGGAGGGGCUAGCAGUGGGCAAAGGGAGACAAUCUGUUUCCCAUGCCCUGCCUGUGGCUCUGGCCUUUCUUAUCCACCUUCUUUUUCAUUUUCUUCUUCUUUUUUUUUUUAAAGCUAAGCAGUUUUGUUUUCAAAGAAAAAGGCAAAAAGGCCACAGAUGUGAUAUUUACAGCCACCAAUGCAGUGCUUUGUUUCUAGUGUCUUGCCUUCUGUUGCUACCGCACCAUCGUUUGGCUCCAGCUCAGACAGGGCAGAGUGUCACUUCCGGGCUUGCUCCAUCUGAAACUCUUGAACUUUAGCACCUGGAAAACCCCUGUGCUUCCUGGUUCCAUGCCACACCCUUCCCUUCCAGCUUCUACUUGUCACUCCCUGGGGUUUCCACUGGACAUCAGAGGGAGCUGGCUUUCACAGGUCACUCCAAGGCAGCUGAGAGCAGACAAGUGGAGGGGGGUGUGGUUGCUUCGUUAGGUCCGGAGUACAUUGUUGGGAUACCACGGAGAGUGGGCCGUUAAUGACAUGCUUGACCCAAGGACAGGGGGCUGCUGUGGGCCUGGGAAAAUGGCAGACAAGUAGAGUGUGAGAGGUAUGGAACCAUAACCUACCAAAGACAGUGAGAACUGGAUAUUUGUGUUGGAAGUCUAGCCUUGCAAAUUUCUUGCCAGGGUGCAAAGCUACGUGAGCCAGAAAGACGGAGGAAUCCCAGAAAAAUAAAACACCAUGAGAACCCAGAAAGCCACUCCCCAUGGAGGGCCUGUGGACCACCACUGCCUGAUGUCCCUUUGGCUGCUGCUCUCCAGGCUUCCCGAGGGAGCUUGAUGUAUUAAACCACUGGGGAGAAUAAAUGCCAACAAUUCCUCCCUCCCCCUGUUCACUCAAAGGGACCCCAAGAAGGAGCCAUUUGGAACAGCCCCUGCAGCUGUGGAGUGAAUCACACUGAAGUUCUUGAAAGAAACAGCAAUACUAUAAGCUCUGGCUGGAAGUGAUAACCAGGAGACAGGGACCAGCACUAUGGAACAAGUGUUCUCUGCUGUCCCCCCAGGCAUUUGGCAUGCGCUCACUGCCAUCCUUAGGUCCUAGCUGUGCGCUUGUGGCCUGGCCGGGCACAGGCCUCGUCCUCCCCCUGAAGUUCUUCUCAUUACUUCUCCACCCCACCCCCAGCCCAAAGAUGAGACUACUGUUAAGCUCCACCAUGCAAUCAGAAUCCACAAAGAUGGGAGGCCGAGGGAUGCUCUGUAUCCAUGGAAUUGUACUGACAGUGUUUCUUACCGGAUCAGUGAAAUUUUUAAUACAACAUGAAGAUUUUUCUUUUUUGAAAAUCAGGAGUUGAUAAUAACUACCAGGACAUGCAUUCAGACUCUUUCAAUUUUUAUUUCUACAGUGUUAAAAGUGCACUUAUAUGCUGGGUUAUUUACAUCUUAGGGGGAAAGAGAGAAAGACUGCAAAUUGAAGGGAUAAAUGUUACUCUUUCUUUAAGAAAAAAAUUAACCUUAAGGCAGAUUUUAAGACUUAUAAAUGUUUAAGAAAGUAUAAAUAAGUUAGACCCUUUGGAAAAAAGUUUAGAAGAUAUUCUUAAAGUAAAUUUUUAUAGUGUUAAUUUUGUAAUAAUUUAUGUUUUACUAUAUUGCAGAGCUAACUGACCAGAAUAGUUUCAGAAACAAUAUGAAACUUAGGAAAGUUUAAGCAAUGUUUCUAUUUUUAAAACAUCCUUUGGAUUAUGUUUUUAUUGUACGUUUCUCCAGACUGAAAAGUGUGUACAUAUUUUUGUUAUUUUUGCACAAUUUUUGUCUUGUUUGGUUUUAGAAAUCUUUUUUUUUAAUAAUUUAUUGUAAGUUGUGAAACUUUCAGGAGUUAAAAAAAAUCUCAGCAACAAAAUACCCUCUGAUCUACAAACUCUUUGACUCAGAGAGUGGGAGGGUGGAAGUGGCAAGAUUAAACAGCUGCUUGUAAAGGGAAAAAAAAUGCCUUGACAGGGAUGUGCGGGGAGGGUCCGUGGGGCUCAGCAUCACCUCGUCUUGCUUUGGAAACUGGAAUUGAGAGGUUCCCCCACCAAAUGCUGCUGACUUGCUGGAGAUUCUGGCCCUGGCCAAGGUGACGACAUUGCUGGAAAACCAAGCAAAAAGGGGCAGGAAGAGGCACCUUCUCGCUCUUCUUCCUCUGCCAUCCACCACAGAUUUAUGUUACAGUGAAGGAAUGAAAACUGACAGCUUGAAAUACUGAAUGCAAAUCAGAGUUUCUCUUUAGGUUUGAUUUCACGGAUUCCAACAGCCUGGCCCAGGCUGCAAAGCAUGAUGAGGAUUAGGCUUUUGGUAUUCUUUGGUGGUUCCGCACACACUCCUGCCUGCCUCAAGAUCUCCUCCAGACCAUGUUGCCAACCAUCAUGGCUCAAAAGCUCUGGUUGUUCAGCAUAACACGUGUGUGUAAACCUGUCAGCCAUAAAACAAGCAAGCAAGUAAGCAAAGACAAAAACAACAAAACAAGCGACCUGGAAAACUUGUAUGCCUUCUUUUGUAUCAAUGUACCAGUUGUAAAUAAUUCCGAUCAACCUUUGUAGAGAAUAGUUUAUACAGCAUAUUCUAUUAUGGCUGAUUCUCAGUGAACUCUUGUUUAAAAAAAAAAAAAGGAGGGGAAUAAAAGGAAAUUUUCUAUUGACACCUUAUAUUUUGUUAUGCUGUUGGCCCAUGGCACUUUAACAAAACUCUUUGGGUUUUACGUAGCUGGUCCAUCAUGGGGUAUUAUUAAAUAACUGUUGCACAGACAAAAAUUUGCACCUGUUCAUGUGUCCUUUCCUACUACCGAUUUUAGAAACUUCUCCAAAUGAAUUUUGAACAAAGCAUGUCCGAGCAUUCUAAACGCAUAGCCCCUUGCCCUCACCAAGAGGGCUUCCUUUUCUGUAACACUACGUACUGCCCUCCCUCGCCCCACACCUCUUUCUGUGUUAGCACUAUCA